Molecule: messenger RNA, 450 nt
Organism: Heterostelium album PN500
Lineage: Eukaryota; Evosea; Eumycetozoa; Acytosteliales; Acytosteliaceae
Exons: 5
Coding region: 1-450 (149 amino acids)
Source: RefSeq, a predicted model, not a curated record
AUGAUAAAUUGCAAUUACAUUUUAUCAACACUAACUAGUACUGUUAAUCAUAUGUUUAUACAAUUAAAUGUACAUUUUUUACUUUUAUAUUAUUUUGAAAUUUGUGGUUUAACAACACCACAGCAAAUCAGAAUUAGGAAAGAAGAAGAACAAGUGUUAUUGCUAAUGACCACAACAUCCAAAAACACCAGUCAUUCAAAUACCACUUCUCCCACAACACUUAGCAAAAAGACACUCACUCUUUUCUCACACCAAUUUCAAAUUAUAAUUAAAUUUACUACAAUAAACUUUAUAAUUGACUGCUUUUUUAAUUUAUUCUUUGUAGGAUCAGAUUCAUUGAACUCAAUAUUUCAACAAUUCCCAUAUAUAUCAUUCUACAACUCAAAUCAUUCAACCAUUACAAUAACUUCACCAAUUGUAUUAUCAAUUAUAAAUUUACUAUUAACUUAA